This is a messenger RNA of Pungitius pungitius (ninespine stickleback), 1378 nucleotides long. RefSeq names its product cellular retinoic acid binding protein 2, b (gene crabp2b). The record is from RefSeq and is a predicted model, not a curated record. Lineage: Eukaryota; Metazoa; Chordata; Actinopteri; Perciformes; Gasterosteidae. The transcript is spliced from 4 exons. Bases 196 to 876 code for a protein of 226 amino acids. Gene Ontology annotation, cellular component: cytosol; nucleus. Gene Ontology annotation, biological process: fatty acid transport. Gene Ontology annotation, molecular function: retinoic acid binding; fatty acid binding.
CCCUCAUAUCUAAUUUCACAUUCCAGAUCUUGGACAAACUUAACACAUCAUGUUUGUUCGUUAAUAAAAAGCGUUGUUUUGUUUCAUUCCUCACUGGUUCAGGCUCCCACUUAUUUUCUGACCUUCCCGACACCAACUUGAGAAAAAAAAACUCUCAAUCUUUGAGCCGGCUGCACGUCGAGGUAAAAGGACUUGAUGGAAGUGCAUUUUCCAGCCACUAUCCAAAUAUUCCACCAUGCUGACAGAGGUGGAGGCUACAGUCGGAGUCAGAAGGGGACAGUCCCUCCCUGCCCUUUGUAUGGGCUGGACCAGCAUCACAUUCAGACGAGCUGUCGGCCAAUCAAUGCAGGGGCAGAUGCAGGCAACCGGUUAACAGGGAGGGGGGGCAGAGAGACAGCGAACGCGAGUCUGCAGUCAGAAUCAGCUUCUAAUCUGCAAAAGGAAAUCAUGGAGAAAAAGACCACAGAUUUCUCAGGCAAAUGGAAAAUGAAGUCUUCGGAAUGCUUCGAGGACCUCUUGAAAGCGCUCGGUGUGAAUGUGUUCCUGAGGAAGAUUGCAGUGAGAGCGGCCUCCAGCCCGGCCGUGGAAAUCACCCAGCAGGACGAGAGUCUGUCCAUCAAGACGUCCACCAGCGUCCGUACCACCCAUGUCUCCUUCACCGUGGGUCAGACCUUCAACGAGACCACGGUGGAUGGACGUCCCUGCACGAGUUUUCCUAAGUGGGAAACAGAGAGCAAGAUCAGCUGUGAACAGACGGUUCCCAAGGGCGACGUGCCCAAAACAGCCUGGACCCGAGAGCUGACCAACGACGGAGAACUCAUUCUGACAAUGACUGCAGGGGAUGUUGUGUGCACCAGAGUGUACGAGAGGGAAUGAAGAAACAUUUCCAAGACGGUCAUACAAUACUCGUGUUUUGUGCCUCACGCAUGGUUUACAUUUACUCGCCUUGCUUACUUCCUCGUCCUCCUUCCAGCCAGUCUGAAGUUGGUCGGAUCUCAAACAAUGCACUGUGUAGAAGGAGGCUUCAGUUUACAUGAAUGUGUGUUGGCACAUUUAUUGCUUUUUAGAACACCAAAGAUGCCUGAACUCGCUCCUUUAUGUGUAAAAAUGUCACAUGUUCUUAAUCGAAAAACUCCCCUUUUCAGCUUGUUAAUACAAUGUUUUAUAUGAAUUCACUGUUUGAUGAUUCCUUCUUACAUGUUGCCUCUUCACAGGACCUCCCGCUCCCUCCGUCUGCGUAUCACUUUACAUCAUUGUCUGCCAAUCCUAUUCUCCUGAUUGUUCCACAGCCUUAUUCUUCCCUCUAUACUUCCACUUGCAAUCAACAUUCUCCUCUGUGUGCUCUUGUGUCAUCGCAGCUCACUGCAGCCUGUGUUCA